This is a messenger RNA of Cucurbita pepo subsp. pepo (vegetable marrow), 1999 nucleotides long. Its product is annotated as ACT-like superfamily protein. NCBI's taxonomy places the organism in Eukaryota, Viridiplantae, Streptophyta, Magnoliopsida, Cucurbitales, Cucurbitaceae. The record is from RefSeq and is a predicted model, not a curated record.
AUUUAUAAUUUAUAAUAUGUUUGUGUUGAGGUAAUUAAUUUAUUAUGGAUGUGAGGUGGUGCCCAUUGUUAUUCCUCCUACUCCCACCCCUUCUUCCACAUCCUUUUGUUUUCCUUUUGUUUUCUUUUCAUUUUCCUCUGUUUUAUCUAUUUUUGCAUGGCAGAGCAAAUUGAUGAUCCCUCAAUUCAAGCAUGGCCCCUAAUUAUAGGUUUCUUUAGGUCAUUUCCAUGGUUGGCACUUCCAUUUCUCAUCAUUCCUUCCUUCUCUCUUUCUCUCCUUUUCUCUUUUCUGUGAGCCUCUUUUCUGCAGCAUGAAGAAUGUCUGUUGGCCCUACUUUGAUCCUGAAUUUGAUACCCUUCCUGAGAGGAUCAAUGGCCCAACUUGCAGGGUCUGUAUUGACAAUGAAAGCAUGGAGGAUUGCACCAUUGUCAAGGUGGAUAGCUUGAACAAACAAGGUCUUCUUCUUGAGGUGGUUCAGAUUUUGACGGAUUUGAACCUUUCUAUCUCUAAAAGCUACAUUUCUUGUGAUGCAGGCUGGUUCAUGGAUGUUUUUCAUGUGAAAGAUGAGAACAGCCACAAACUAACCGAUCAGAAAGUCAUCAACUCCAUCCAGCAGGCCAUUGGUACAACUAAGGGUCCUGACAACUCGGCCAAGACCAGAAGCUAUGCUGAGAGCCUUCUGAAAUCUGAUAACUCCGGCGAGCAUACAGCCAUAGAAAUAACUGGCACCGACCGGCCCGGUCUCUUUUCCGAGAUAUCUGCAGCAUUGGCUGAUCUUCAUUGCAACGUUGUGGAGGCUCAUGCUUGGAGCCACAAUGCUCGUUUGGCCUGCAUUGCUUACAUUUCAGACCAGUCUACAGACAGUCCCAUCGAAGAUCCCCAUCGGCUCGCCACCAUUGAAGAGCAUCUCUCCACUGUCCUUAGGGCGGCCACUGCCCCUCUGAUCACCAGUUGGGCGCACACACUGCAACAAGAAGUGAAAAAAUCAGCCACCAUAACAACCAAUGUUGAGAGGCGGCUUCACCAGCUCUUGCUCUCGGUUAAGGAUUAUGAUUGGACUUCUGAAUCCAUUUCAAAGAGACGGAAAAGCAAUGAAGAGUGGAGGAAGAUAACGGUGAGGAUUGAAAGCUGUGAUCAGAAAGGAUAUUCCAUUGUCAGCAUUGAGUGUAAGGAUCGGCCAAGGCUUAUGUUUGACACAGUUUGUACUCUUACUGAUAUGCAAUAUGUAAUUUUCCAUGCUUCCAUUAGCUCCAAAGGAGAUAAUGCUUUUCAGGAGUAUUUUAUCAGACACGUGAAUGGCUACGCCUUGAAUUCAGAGAAUGACAAGCAAAGGGUGGUAAAGUGCUUAGAGGCAGCUAUUGAGCGUCGAGUUUGUGAGGGAGUGAGGCUGGAGUUAUGUGCAAACAACAGGGUGGGAUUGCUAUCAGACAUAACAAGGGUCCUGCGGGAAAAUGGGCUGAAUGUGGUGAGAGCAGACAUAGCAACACAUGGAGAGAAGGCAAUUAAUGCAUUCUACGUCAAAGACAUUUCAGGCAAAGAUGUAGACAUGGAGAUGGUGGAAUCCAUGAAGAAGGAAAUUGGCCCUAUUGUCCUUCGAGUCAAGAACGAGACAAGCCCUCCAUCCACGCCUCAAAUUACCAGGUCUCGUUUCUCCUUCAGCGACAUGCUCAAGUCUCAGAUUGAGCGCCUCUCUCACAACUUCAUUGCCAUCAGGCACUGAUUCUGUCUUUUCCCUGGCAACAAGUCAAAGGGAUUACAGCAGAAAAAUGAAGAAAAAGUAAAAGAUGACUGUUAGAUGUUUAUAUGUGUAUGGUAUUGACAUAGAGUUGACUGUAAAUAGUAUGGGGUUUGGCAAAAUGUGAUGUGGCAGAUGUUAGAUGCAAAUGUACUGUGGAGUAGAGAUUUUCAUACACAUUCAUAUUAAUGAUGCAAAGAAAUGACUGUAUAGCAUUGUGAUUUGUUGAAUGGAAUUGACGGCUUCCAUGAGCCUAAACCUUUG